Molecule: messenger RNA, 2049 nt
Organism: Hyphopichia burtonii NRRL Y-1933
Lineage: Eukaryota; Fungi; Ascomycota; Pichiomycetes; Serinales; Debaryomycetaceae
Exons: 2
Coding region: 31-2049 (672 amino acids)
Biological process (GO): vesicle-mediated transport
Source: RefSeq, a predicted model, not a curated record
UAAAAGUGUCAGUGGAAGCAGUGGUUAAAGAUGAAUAACUACUUCACUAAUCUUAUUUCACUGAUAUCAAAUUUGAAGGGAGGGACAGAUUUGUCAGCCUAUGUUCAAGCGGAUCAGGACUCUGCUGCGAAGAUAAAUUACAUCACGAUUUAUAAUCCAGAGUUAGUUGAUGAUAAAGAAGAAUCAAAUGAGCAGUUGCAGAACCAAGUCUUAUGCUUUUUAACCCCACAGGCCCAAGGGGUUUUGGAAGACAAUGACACUAUUCUCCAGGAACAUUUGAAUAUAAUUGGAUUGUUGAGAGGGAUCAAUUCGUUAGCUCACGCAUUCAAUGAAUCACACAAUGAUGAAACCAGUAUAAUUAAGAGUUCCAAUUCAACAACUAUUACUAAGGUUUUACAAGAUAAGUAUUACCUUGCGUGUUCAGUUUCAAUCCCCUCACAUAUUGAAGGUAAAGCAGAUUCUAUCAUUAAUCAAUUAUUAAAAAUACUCGAGAAAGCAAAUAGGUACUUUUUCAUGCUAAAUUCGUCAUUCAGUAAACUUUCAAGAUUUUUGGAUUUGAAAGAUAUGAAAGUGAUCUUGCUGACUUAUUGGCAAGAAUUCUUGGAUGCUUAUAAUUCAGAAAUAUUUAAAUUCCCACCUGAUUUAAAAUGGACCAAUAGUCUCAAUUACGGAGGCUUUCUAGGAAUGAUUACCGAUCCAAAGGGUUCAUUUAAUGAUCCUACAUUCAAAAAGUCUUCUAUUAAUCUAAGUUAUGCUGCAAUAAAUGAAAUAAAGGAAACUUUACAUAGAAAAAUUUACCUGGACAGGCUGGAAGCAACUCCGAGGGGCUUCUUAAUUUCCUACUUCGAUAAACAGCUUCCCAAAAAGUAUGGUUUAAUUCAUGGUGACAAUUUUGAUGAUGAAUAUUCAGAGGAAUACAGUGAAAGUAUUAUAGAUAGAGCCUCCCUUUCGGACAUUUAUACCUGGUUGGAAUAUCAUGAUUAUCAUGAUAAUUUGGAUUCAAAUAAACUAACAACCAACAGAAGUAGUGGGAAAUUUUUUUCAUCAUCUGAUUCCAUUAAGAAGAAAAUAUCAACACCUAUAACGACGUCAAGCUCAAAUACUCCAUCAAAUCAAUCCGAUUACGGACUCAAAAUUAGUCCUACUGCUGCGUUAGAAUUGUUGAACCCAAUAAGUCUAACGAAUAAUUUGGUCAUUCUGCCACUAAAUUAUACAAUGAAUAGUGUUAUAAAUUUAGGUGGAAAUGCAAUGAGAACAGAACAGCCGACAAAUAGUCAACUGCAACAGCCACCCCAAGACUCAAACAGAAAUAGCUGGUUAUCAGUGUCGAGUUAUUUAAAUCCAUUUAGUUAUAGCUCAGCCCAAAAUAAUGAAGAUGAAAGUCAAGCUCCUGAUACGAUUUCCGAGUUGAGUGAAUCAGAAAAUGACCAUGGUGAAUAUUUAAUUGGACUUAGAAGUGACGAAUCUGGAAAUAAGUUUAUAUUCACCCGACCAGUGUAUUUAAGCACGAAGGUAUUUAAAGAAGAUAAAAUCAUUGUUGAAGAAAGAGAGUAUCUGUUAGUUGUUUAUUCAAAAGAUAAUAUCUACGUGACAUUAAUUUAUGAUUCUUCCUAUGAUGGAUUACAUGAGUACGAUUUUUAUAAAGCUUUGAAAGAAAUGAUUCUUAAUCCAAUUACUGAUACAAUUACUAAUUUUUUAUUAGGUGGAAGCAUUUUGGGAAACAGUAUUGGAUCGUUCAAUACAAUGUUUAAUCAAAAAGAAUCUCCUGAACCUGAUAAUGAUUUUUUCUAUGUAAUUUACAACAAUAAAGAUUAUUCAAUUCAGUCAUCAUUACCAUUUUUACCUAUUCCUGCAAUUUUUGAACAACAAGAAAACGAUAAUGAACAACAAGAACAACAAAAACAGCCACAAGAGGAAGAAAAAGACCAACAGAUUAAUAAAGUUGUUUUAAGAUACCAAAACGCUAUAUUUCAUUUACAUGAUCAAUUAAUCGAUUUAUUCAUCACUAGAAAUAAUGGAGAAUUUUUCAAUGAUGAAAAUUCAUCAUAA